Dicentrarchus labrax (European seabass) is the source of this 2865-nucleotide messenger RNA. RefSeq names its product SWI/SNF related, matrix associated, actin dependent regulator of chromatin, subfamily d, member 3b (gene smarcd3b). The transcript is spliced from 14 exons. Gene Ontology annotation, cellular component: SWI/SNF complex; nucleus. The record is from RefSeq and is a predicted model, not a curated record. Gene Ontology annotation, biological process: regulation of transcription by RNA polymerase II. Bases 516 to 2087 code for a protein of 523 amino acids. NCBI's taxonomy places the organism in Eukaryota, Metazoa, Chordata, Actinopteri, Moronidae.
CUGACCGUGGCCUCUGGGUUGGUCACCAGGGGGAAGCUGCAGGACAGGAAUGGCUAACUGACUCUAGCCUCCCCAGCCCCGGUUUAGACCAAACGACAGCCUCGCCGCGCCGCAUGCCCUUAUCUACCAAUGGAAUGCAACAGCUGUGCGGGGGAGCGUCAGGGUGGGCUGGCUGAAACCCCCCUGCCAGACCCCUGCACAGCUCUCCCCCCACCUCCAAGCGACGUGCCGGGCUCCUGAAAGGCAGCUCAACUAAAAAGUGAGCUAGACACAGUGAGAGACUCGGCAGGGCUGCUACACAUUCAAAAUAGAGUCAGAGGGAGGGAAGAGAGAGAGAGAGAGAGAGAGAGAGAAGGAGAGAGAAGGAGAGUCAGGGACAGGCAGUGCUGAAAAGGAGAGCACAAAGAGAAGGAAAGUGGAGCAGGGGAGGGGAACAGGAGGCUGGGUGAAGGGAGAGGGAAAGACAAAAGAAGGAGAAGGGAGACAUAGCAGGGUGAACGGAGGGGACUGAGCAAAUGGCUACGGAGGAGACGGCGGGGGGAGCCAGGAAAGCCACCAAGAGCAAACUGUUUGAGUUCCUGGUCCAUGGAGUGCGUCCUGGCAUGCCGUCUGGAGCGAGGAUGCCCCACCAGGGAGCUCCCAUGGGCCCCCCCGGCCCACCGUACGGAGGGAGCCCAGCGGUGCGGCCUGGCCUGCCCUCCCCGGUGAUGGAGCCCAGUCGUAAGAGGCCUGCCCCCUCCCAGCAGGUCCAGCAGCAGCAGCAGCAACAGCAGCAGCAGCAGCAGCAGGCCGUUCAAAACCGGGCCAGAAAGAAGCCAGUUGGAUUCCCCGGAGCCAAUGAGAUGCCGGCGAGGCAGAUGGACAUGAGAGAGCCCCAAUCAGAUCCCACGCUCGGAUCAAAUGCUAAGAGAAGGAAAAUGGCAGACAAGAUUCUUCCGCAAAGGAUCCGUGAGCUGGUCCCAGAGUCUCAGGCCUACAUGGAUCUGCUGGCGUUUGAGCGCAAACUGGACCAGACCAUCAUGCGCAAACGCGUGGACAUCCAGGAAGCACUGAAGAGACCAAUGAAGCAGCAAAAGCGUAAACUGAGACUUUACAUAUCCAACACCUUCAACCCUGCCAGACCCGACGCUGAUGACUCAGACGGCAGCAUUGCAUCAUGGGAACUGCGAGUGGAGGGAAAGUUGCUGGAUGAUCCAGGGAAGCAGAAGAAGAAGUUCUCUUCGUUUUUUAAGAGCCUGGUGAUUGAGCUGGACAAAGACCUCUACGGUCCUGACAACCACCUGGUUGAGUGUGGUGGUUUGCUCUUUCAGUGGCACCGCACUCCCACCACCCAGGAGACGGACGGCUUCCAGGUGAAAAGGCCGGGAGACGUGAGCGUGCGCUGCACUCUGCUGCUGAUGCUGGACUACCAGCCUCCACAGUUUAAGCUGGACCCUCGCCUGGCACGCCUGCUUGGCAUUCACACUCAGACCCGCUCCUGCAUCAUCCAGGCCCUCUGGCAGUACGUCAAAACCAACAAGCUGCAGGACUCCCAUGACAAGGAGUACAUCAACUGUGACAAGUACUUCCAACAGAUUUUUGAUUGUCCUCGGCUGAAGUUCUCUGAGAUCCCUCAGCGCCUCACCAACCUCCUCUUACCUCCUGACCCCAUCGUCAUCAACCACGUUAUCAGCGUGGAUCCCAACGACCAGAAGAAGACGGCGUGCUACGACAUCGACGUAGAGGUGGAAGACCCCCUGAAGAGCCAGAUGAGCAGCUUCCUCCUCUCCACUGCCAACCAGCAGGAAAUCGCCUCGCUCGACAACAAGAUUCAUGAGACCAUCGAGUCCAUCAACCAGCUGAAGAUCCAGAGGGACUUCAUGCUCAGUUUCUCCAGAGAUCCCAAGGGCUACAUCCAGGACUGGCUCAAAUCCCAAAGCCGAGACCUUAAGCUAAUGACAGACGUGGUGGGGAACCCCGAGGAGGAGAGGAGGGCGGCGUUUUACCACGAGCCCUGGUCCCAGGAGGCCGUCAGCCGCUAUUUCUACUGCAAGAUCCAGCAGAGGAGACAGGAGCUGGAACAGGCCUUAGCUGUGCGCAACACCUAAACCAAGGCCCUCCUGAAUCCCUGCAUCUGACUUCAGAGCUGUGUGUGUGUGUGUGUGUGUGUGUGUGUGUGUGUGUGUGUGUUGGAUGUGUGUGGGGCCAUCGCUGUAGUCUGGUGAAACCUUAAACCUCUAAACUAAAAAAAGACAGCAUUUGUCAUGAAAUUUGAGCUGAGAGGAGGUGGUUUUCCUCACGACAGCAGCGAUGCGCACGUGUGGGAGCCAGAUUUCGACGCACAUACGCGGUCAUAUUUGUUCAGUUUUGCCCAGGACUGUGAGAUUAUCAUCAUUAAACGGCAUGCAUUCACCUCCCACCCACCCACUGGAGGUCAAGCCCCUCUGAACACAGGCAUCCUCAGACUCACUGCCUAAUAAACACAACUCUCCCCUUUCCGUCCGCCACUCUCUGCUUUUGUAAAUAUGUCGCAAAACCUGUCAAGACAAACUCCGAAAUCGGCUGCUCACUCACUCACGUUGCUGUGGUACUUUUUGGGAUUCUCGACUCAAAGAGUUUGAUACUGUGUCCGACAGAACAUGAUGUAAACCCGUGUCACAGUCGACCCUCCCAGCGCUCUGGAUGAGACUCUUUUAUGUUUUUCUUUUUUGAUCCUUUGUUUUUGUGGUUGUAAGUGUGACUGUGUUUUUUUUAUUUGUUCUCAUUAGGAGAGUAGUUUUUCGAAAGAUUGAUUAAUUACACCAGCAAAGUCGAGAUUACAGUGUGACACAUUCGGGGGGUUGCAGGGAAUCAACGCUAUCUAUUAAACAUGAGGUGUGGAUUUCA